AUGAAUGAAGUUAAAGUUGUAAAGUUUUUUCUAACCCUUAUGACCGCUCUGCUCAUUGGAGUAGGUCUACUGAAUCUAAUGUAUUCAUUUCGUCGCAAAAGAUUCUACAUUAGUCCAUUGCUCAUAGUUUGGUCCUUAACAAUAUUCACCGUGUGUUUGUAUGUGUUUGGAAAACGUUUUUAUGAAGAAUUUCGAACAGAUCAAAUGGAUUUGAAAAAUGCCGUCAGUAUUUACUACUACUUGAGUAUUGUGUGUUCCAUGGUGAAUUAUUUUUCACAAUUUUUAAAAAUAAAGGAUCUACUGGAAUUCUAUAACCAAGUGCCAGUGUUCGAUUGUCUGUGUUAUUUUAAUAUAAAUCCACGGUCGGUUAAAAAGUCGGCCCUGCUGACUUUUAUUAAAAUUAUUCUAUUUCCAAUAAUUGUGGAAGUGAAUUUGAUAAUUCGAGAGCUACAUGGUGGUGGUGGAGAGGAGCCAAAUCUGGUGGGGACACUUUAUAAUUUAUAUCCCAUGGUUAUUGCCAAUUUUUUGCCCAACUGUUUAUUUGCCGGAUUUGUUUUGUGUCGAGAGGGUAUGAAGGCUUUAAAUAGCCGCUUGCUGACUAUAGAAAAGGAGGCGAAUUUAUAUCAGGAUAAAAAGCAAAUGAAAAUACUAAGCAAUUUUCAGCGAAUGCAAAUCUUCUGCGAUUUAUCGGAAAAAUUGGAUGAAUUAUGUGAAAAAUAUAAUGCGAUUUGUUCCUAUACCUUGGCCUAUGUGGAUUUGCUUGCGAUGCCAUUAGUCUUCUCUUUACUGAGUAAUCUUUUUGGAAUUACGGCGGGUUGUUUCCAACAAUAUUAUGCCAUUGCCGAUACCAUGAUAAAUGAGGAGCCCUACGAUAUGUUCGAUGCCAUGACAAAUGGUGUCUUUUUGGCAAUAUCAUUUUCGGAGAUUGCCCUGCUAAAUAUGGCGGUCAAUGAUUGUAUUGGAAGGCCUGAGUAA
Messenger RNA from Musca vetustissima, 975 nucleotides. RefSeq names its product putative gustatory receptor 94a. Gene Ontology annotation, cellular component: membrane. Lineage: Eukaryota; Metazoa; Arthropoda; Insecta; Diptera; Muscidae. Bases 1 to 975 code for a protein of 324 amino acids. The record is from RefSeq and is a predicted model, not a curated record. The transcript has 2 exons. Gene Ontology annotation, biological process: sensory perception of taste.